Molecule: messenger RNA, 838 nt
Organism: Raphanus sativus (radish)
Lineage: Eukaryota; Viridiplantae; Streptophyta; Magnoliopsida; Brassicales; Brassicaceae
Product: rhodanese-like domain-containing protein 17
Exons: 5
Coding region: 49-507 (152 amino acids)
Molecular function (GO): catalytic activity
Source: RefSeq, a predicted model, not a curated record
UUAUUAAUCUUCUUGUUAAGUCUCUGAGAAAUAUAUUUAAGCAAUAAAAUGGUUUUCUCCCACUUUAUAAGAUCAGUUCUUUUUAUUUUCAUUGUUUAUCAUCUUUCUUGCCCGGCUUUAUCAAACUCAGAACCAGAAGAUAUUACUAUCGAUGUGAACCAAGCCCAUAAACUUCUUCAUCAUGGCUACACUUUUCUCGAUGUCAGAACUGGUGAAGAAUUCGAGAAAGGCCAUGUUGAUUCAGAGAAAGUCUUUAAUGUUCCCUACUGGUUCUAUACUCCACAAGGUCAAGAAAAUAACCCAAAUUUCUUGAAACAUGUCUCAUCUCUCUUUAACCAAACGGAUCAUCUAGUCGUGGGAUGUAAAUCUGGAGUUAGAUCUUUGUAUGCUACCAGGGUUCUUGUUUCUUCUGGAUUCAAGAGUGUAAGAAACAUGGAUGGUGGUUAUAUCGCUUGGAUGGAGAAGAGAUUUCCAGUUAAAAUGGAACUCAAGCACGAUGAGCUCUGAUUCAGAUAAUCAAAGAUGGCAUGUUAAACUGAGUUUGCAAACUUUAGAUACUGGAGAUUUUAAGGUUGAGAUUUCAAAGAGAAGAAAAAAUGGGCAGGCCGGGCACUGUAGCUCCAGAAUCAAGAAUGUAUAUAUUCCCCGAGACAUAUUGAGAAGACUCGUGAAUUAGAUAGCGAACCAGAGAGGUAAUCCCCGGAUCCACGGUCUGUUGCACCUUUAAUGGGAUAGUCCUUUCAGUCACAUUCUUGAGCCACUUUUUCUGCAUAAGAGCUUGUGUCAUCUCUGACUCCAAAAGCCCUGGUGCUAUAGAAUUCACUCUAAUAUUGUAAAC